Anoplophora glabripennis (Asian longhorned beetle) is the source of this 645-nucleotide messenger RNA. Its product is annotated as jerky protein homolog-like. The transcript has a single exon. The coding region runs from base 1 to 645 and encodes 214 amino acids. Lineage: Eukaryota; Metazoa; Arthropoda; Insecta; Coleoptera; Cerambycidae. The record is from RefSeq and is a predicted model, not a curated record. Gene Ontology annotation, cellular component: nucleus. Gene Ontology annotation, molecular function: DNA binding.
AUGAAAUCAAGUGACUAUGAAAAAUUGGGAGAUGCAUUAUUUUUAUGGUUUACACAACAGCGUGAUAAGGGAGCUCCCAUCUCUGGACCAAUUCUACAAGCGAAAGCAUUAUCACUGCGCACUCUUUUCCCGGAGGAAACGAAACAAUUCACAGCAAGCCAAGGCUGGCUCGAUAGAUGGAAAAAGAGGCAUGAUAUACGUCAGCUCAAUAUUUGUGGUGAGAAGCUAUUUGCAGACAGCUCUGCCGUGAUAACAUUUAAAGAAAAAAUUCAACAAAAAAUAAACAACGAUGGAUACAGCCCAGAUCAAAUUUAUAACUGUGAUGAGACUGGCCUAAAUUACAAACUUUUGCCAGCCAAAACCCUAGCAUCACGUCAAGAAACAUCAGCUCCUGGUUACAAACGUAGCAAAGAAAGGGUAACAAUUUUAGCAAUGCAAUGCAGCAAUGCUUCUGGUAGUCACAAAUUGCCCCUCACGAUGAUUGGAAAAUCUACCAAGCCUAGAGCUUUUAAAAAUCUUUCACCAACAGCCAUGCCCGUUUACUAUAGAAACCAAAGAAGUGCAUGGAUGGAUUCAAAACUCUUCAAAGCAUGGUUCUAUGAAGAAUUUGUUCCUCAAGUGGAGCAACAUUUGAAAAAAAAAUGA